Molecule: messenger RNA, 2049 nt
Organism: Dermatophagoides pteronyssinus (European house dust mite)
Lineage: Eukaryota; Metazoa; Arthropoda; Arachnida; Sarcoptiformes; Pyroglyphidae
Biological process (GO): regulation of protein localization to membrane; cell migration; positive regulation of canonical Wnt signaling pathway
Cellular component (GO): cell surface; plasma membrane; extracellular region
Source: RefSeq, a predicted model, not a curated record
UUUGAUCAAAGUGAAACAUUAGUGAUGUGAUCCAUUUCAUCAUCGAUAUCCAUUUCAUACAUUGUUUGUUUGAUUAGUGUUUGAAUGAUUCUCUGUUUCCGGCCAAAAUGAUGAAUGGCAGUGUGUUUUCCAUGCAAGUGAUCGCCUUUUUGGUGAUCGCUAUGUGUAUUGUUGUGGGUCGAUCGAGUCCGAUUAAUAAAUGUCAGAAUGUGAGACAAAUGUAUCAGUUAUCAGCGCAUCAUCACCAUCAUCCGAAUCACAAUCAUCAUCAUCCUCAUGCUCAACGAUCUCAACAAUUGAAUUGUGAAGCGAGUGCCAAUCCAUCCAGUUGUUGUCAUGGUUUGGACGAUAAUAUCGCAGCGAAAGCUUCCGAUGACUUCGAAGGCCAAUUGGAAGCCGUGUUAAAGAUGUCGACAUUUGAAAACCACUUCAUCGGAUACUAUAACCGUAUCCACCGCAAAUUGGAACGAAUUCUCAACGAUACCAUCGCCGACAUUGAUGAAUAUUUCGGUCCGAAUCAGGAUCGCAUUGUGCAGGCGAAUCGCCAGCUUGUCGAAUUGAUUCGUGGUGUCAUUUUCGAAUCGAAGCAUUUGACGCCCGUUCAAUUGGACGAUCACAUUGAUCAUCUAUUGGAAGCCAUUUUCAUUGGUGUUCUGCAGCAAACUCAUGAAAACAAAUUUCCCAGCGAAUAUGAAUCAUGUCUGCUGAACACGAUGAAGGAUUCGGACAUUCUUGGCAAAACUCGUGAAGAAAUGUUGUUUCGUUUCAGCCGUACAAUCGAUAUGGCCAGCCUGAUUGUACAUUCAUUAGAAAAUUCAUUACAAUUAAUCAAUCAAACGAGCGAGAUUAAGACAAUCAAACCGGAUUGCAUCAGACAAUUAUCACGAUCAUUUCACUGCUGGCAAUGUGCCACCGCAACAAAUUGGCCAUCCAUAAUCGGCACAUGUGCAUCAUCCUGUCGACAAACAAUGCAACAAUGUCUUCAACAAACGCAUCUCCAACGAUUGGAUUCCACCAUCAAGACAUUGCAUCGUUCAUAUCAACAACUAGUCAACCUGAUGGUCAACUAUUUCAACCCGGAGAUAUUAAUGUCAUCACAUCGACAAUCCAUCCAGCAGGCGCAGCAAUGGAUACGAUCCAAGAAUGACAAAAUAGCCAAAAAUGCUCGAAUUGCUUGUGGCUCAUUGAAACGAUACUUCCGUAGCGCGGGCAUCGUUAUGGCGACUGGGAAGAGUGGAGGAAACGCCUACGAUUUUUAUAAUUAUUCAUCAACAACAUCCAGCCCAGCCAAUGACCACUUGGAUGACAACAUUAAUGCUCAAUACAGUCUCUAUGUAUCGAUUCAAUCGAUGGCUCACCUUUUCGCCAAACACAAGGACAUGUUUGCCCAUUUGGAUGACAAAAUGUGUGGUCAGUACAGUGAUGAGAAUUGCUGGAAUGGAAGUCAUACGGUCAGUUCAUACCAGGGCAAACAACAUCAAUCAUCAAUAUCGUUGGCAAAUGCCAAUAAGAGCGAUGAUGCCAUGAUCAUCACCUUACAUGAUAGGGUGAAACAAUCGGAAACCACCAUACAGGAAUUGCUAAUCCACAAUCAACGUUCAUCAAGAUUUAGUCAAUCAAUGGCGAACGAUCAACAGGUCGUCGACGAUACCGACAAUGAUCAGCCGGACGAUGGUAGUGGAGAUGGCAGUGGCGCGAAUCCAAUGUAUGACGAUGAAGAUUACAAUUACCAGGAAAGCUCGGGCCAUUUACCACGGCUGUCCGACCAUGAUGAUCAACAACACGAGACGGCCAGCAGUACGGAUGAUACGAUCAGUACGGCCGAUAUAAUUAUCGACCCGAUCAACAAAGUAGUGAUGGCUAGCAACCCGAAACAACAUGCGGACAGUUCGGCAAUGCGAAUGGCCAUAAUGCCCAACCUGAUUGGCAUGCUGAUAUUAUCGUAUUCGUUGUGGUUGAUCGCUAUUUAGGGUUUUUGUUUCACUUUCUGUUGUUGUGUUGAAAACACUGUGAUAUAUUGUAAAUAAUGUUAAAUGGAUUGAAAAAGAA